Molecule: messenger RNA, 2346 nt
Organism: Pteronotus mesoamericanus
Lineage: Eukaryota; Metazoa; Chordata; Mammalia; Chiroptera; Mormoopidae
Gene: SCIN
Product: scinderin
Exons: 16
Coding region: 110-2257 (715 amino acids)
Biological process (GO): barbed-end actin filament capping; actin filament severing; actin polymerization or depolymerization
Cellular component (GO): actin cytoskeleton; cytoplasm
Molecular function (GO): phosphatidylinositol-4,5-bisphosphate binding; actin filament binding
Source: RefSeq, a predicted model, not a curated record
AGCCCUAUAAAGUUGGGGCGAACAGGGUCCCUCUGGCCGCUCUCGGUUCAGUCCGACGCCAAGGUCGACAACGUCCUCUGCCUCCUCUCCGGAGCAUCGCGUGCCAGUCAUGGCCCAGGAGCUGUACCACAGGGAGUUCGCCAGGGCGGGCAAGAAGGCGGGUCUGCAGGUUUGGAGGAUCGAGAAGAUGGAGCUGGUGCCUGUGCCCCCGAGCGCUUACGGCGACUUCUACGUUGGGGAUGCCUACCUGGUGCUGCACACUGCCAAGGCGUGUCGGGGCUUCACCUACCGUCUGCACUUCUGGCUAGGCAAGGAGUGUUCUCAGGAUGAAAGCACCGCGGCUGCCAUCUUUACUGUGCAGAUGGACGACUACUUGGGCGGCAAACCAGUGCAGAGUAGAGAACUUCAAGGAUAUGAGUCUACUGAUUUUGUUGGCUAUUUCAAAGGAGGUUUGAAAUACAGGGUUGGAGGCGUGGCAUCUGGACUCAAUCAUGUUAUCACCAACGACCUGACUGCCCAGAGGCUGCUGCACGUGAAGGGUCGGAGAGUGGUCAGGGCCACAGAAGUGCCCCUGAGCUGGCGCAGUUUCAACAAGGGGGACUGCUUCAUCAUUGACCUUGGCAGUAAAAUUUACCAGUGGUUUGGCUCCUCGUGCAACAAAUAUGAGCGUGUAAAGGCCAGCCAGGUUGCCAUUGGCAUUCGGGACAAUGAAAGGAAUGGAAGAUCUCAACUAAUUGUGGUGGAAGAAGGAAAUGAACCACCAGAACUUAUACAGGUUUUAGGAAAAAAGCCAGAGCUCAGGGAGGGAGAUGAUGAUGAUGACAUUAUAGCAGACAUAACAAACAGGAAAAUGGCUAAACUCUACAUGGUUUCAGACGCCAGCGGGUCCAUGAGGGUGACGUUGGUGGCCGAGGAAAACCCCUUCUCAAAGGCGAUGCUGCUGUCUGAAGAAUGCUUUAUUUUGGACCACGGUGCUGCAAAACAAAUUUUUGUAUGGAAAGGUAAAGAUGCUAAUCCCCGGGAGAGAAAGGCUGCCAUGAAGACAGCUGAACAAUUCCUAGAGCAAAUGAACUAUUCUGCCAAUACCCAAAUUCAAGUCCUUCCCGAAGGAGGUGAAACACCGAUCUUCAAGCAGUUCUUUAAGGACUGGAGAGAUAAAGAUCAGAGUGACGGCUUCGGGAAAGUGUACGUCACAGAGAAAGUGGCGCAAAUAAAGCAAAUUCCAUUUGAUGCCUCCAAAUUGCAUAGUUCUCCCCGAAUGGCAGCCCAGCACAACAUGGUGGAUGAUGGUUCUGGCAAAGUGGAGAUUUGGCGUGUAGAAAACAACGGAAGGAUUGAAAUUGACCGAAACUCCUAUGGUGAAUUCUAUGGUGGAGACUGCUACAUUAUACUUUACACUUAUCCCAGAGGACAGAUUAUCUACACAUGGCAAGGAGCAAAUGCCACAAGAGAUGAGCUGACAACAUCUGCAUUCCUGACUGUUCAGUUGGAUAGAUCCCUUGGAGGACAUGCUGUGCAGAUUCGAGUCUCCCAGGGCAAAGAACCUGCUCACCUGCUAAGUCUGUUCAAAGACAAACCACUCAUUAUUUACAAGGAUGGAACAUCAAAGAAAGGAGGUCAGGUACCUGCCGCCCCUACCCGCCUCUUUCAAGUCCGAAGAAACCUGGCAUCUAUCACCAGGGUUGUGGAGGUAGAUGUUGAGGCAGAGUCCUUGAAUUCCAAUGAUGUUUUUGUCCUGAAACUGCCACACAAUAAUGGCUACACCUGGAUAGGAAAAGGUGCUAGCCGGGAGGAGGAGAGGGGAGCAGAGCACGUGGCCAGUGUGCUCAAAUGCAAAACCACAAGCAUUCAGGAAGGAAAGGAGCCAGAGGAGUUUUGGGAUUCCCUCGGAGGUAAAAGCAAGUACCAGACCUCUCCACUGCUGGAGACCCAGGCUGAAGACCACCCUCCUCGGCUUUACGCCUGCUCUAACAAAAGUGGGAGAUUCAUGAUUGAAGAGGUUCCAGGAGAGUUCACCCAGGAUGAUUUAGCAGAAGAUGACGUCAUGUUACUAGAUGCUUGGGAACAGAUUUUUAUUUGGAUUGGCAAAGAUGCCAAUGAAGUUGAGAAGAAAGAAUCUGUGAAGUCUGCCAAUGUGUACCUUGAGACAGACCCUUCUGGAAGAGAUAAGAGGACGCCAAUUAUCAUCAUAAAACAGGGCUAUGAACCACCCACAUUCACAGGCUGGUUUCUGGGUUGGGAUUCCAGCAAGUGGUAAACUGAUUUUUGUAGGAAAAAACAGACACUCUUUGGAGGGUCAAAGGAGGAGGUUUUGUUUCUAUGACUUUAGAAAAUUAACCUCAGCUA